AUGGACAAUAGUAAAUUUGAGUUGUGGUAUAAUGUCAUGAUUGACGAAAUCAAUUCUAUGGCAAAUAAUACAUUUUGGGACCUUGUUGAGUUGCCUACUGGAAAGAAACCUAUUAGUUGUAAAUGGGUAUUUAAAACCAAGAGUGAUUCUUUAGGCAUCAUUGAGAGAUACAAGGCUAGGCCUGUUGCCAAGGGGUUCACGCAAAGGGAAGUGAUAGAUUAUAAAGAAACGUUUUAUCCAAUUUCUCAAAAGGAUUCCUUUCGCAUCAUCAUGACAUUAGUUGCCCAUUUCGAUUUAGAUUUACAUCAAAUGGAUAUGAAAACAGCUUUCCACAAUGGAUAUUUGGAGGAAGAGGUUUAUAUGAAACAACUUGAUGGGUUCGUUUCAAGUGAUGCAAGAGACCAUCAUGGACAUGGCAUUCACACUUCAUCAACCAUUGCGGGGCACACUGUUAAUAAUGCUUCUUUUCUUGGUUUUGCAAACGGUGAAGCAUCUGGGAUGGCAGAAAAAGCUAGACUUGUUGUAUACAAAGUUUGUUGGAAUGGAGGACAUUGUAUGGAAUCUGACAUUUUAGCCGGCUUGGACAAUGCUGUUGAAGAUGGAGUUGAUGUUAUCUCUAUUUCGUUAGGUUCUGGUCGGUCAGAACCAUAUUUUCUGGAUCCAAUCGCAAUUGGAUCGUUUGGUGCAAUGGAAAAGGGAGUUUUUGUUUCAGCUACUGCAGGAAAUUCAGGUUUUCAAGCUGAAACUGUGGAUAAUGUAGCUCCAUGGAUGAUAACUGUUGGUGCUAGUACGAUUGACAGAAAGCUCCCUGCCGAUGUGGUUCUUGAAGAUGGAACAACUAUCACACUCUUUAUAAUGGAAAACAAUUGCCAAACAAGACAUCCAAAAUUGAUUCAUGGUAAGAUUGUGGUGUGUGAUCGUGGUGACAUUGGAUGUGUUGACAAGGGAAAUGCUGUGAAAAAGGCUGGCGGGAUUGGAGUGAUUGUUGCUAAUACAGAAUCAUCAGGUGAAGGUUUAAUAGCUGAUGCACACUUGUUUCCUGGUUUGGCCAUUACUUUAUNUCCCGUCAAAAGUAAUUUCACUCCAGAAAUCACAACUCUCACUCAAUUCGCUUCCCAAAUGGGUCUCGUUUCAACUCUUUUCCUCACAAUCUUUCUCUCAUUAAACUUGUUCAUUUCCUGCAACACAACAGCCCAGAAAAGCCAAAGUUUCAUAAUCAGAGUUCACAAUGGCAUGAAGCCAUCCGACUUUUCUGAAGUGGAAGACUGGUACAAGUCCAUCCUGGACAGUCUAACUGCCAAAUCUUUGUUCUUCGAAAACAACAAAAAAAUCACCCAUGUCUAUAAAACUGUCUUCCAUGGCUUCUCCGCAAGACUUGCCUCACAACAAGUCCAGGAACUCAAGAAACGCCCGGAAAUUGUUGGAGUUAUCCAGGACCGAAAGCGCCAUAUUCAAAUAACUCGGUCACCGGGAUUCCUUGGACUCACCACAGCCACAAAAACCAGAAUUAAUGAUCUUCCUCAAAAAUCAAACUACGGCUCCAAUGCUAUAAUCGGAGUGCUUGAUACUGGCCUCUGGCCGGAAGGAAAAAGUUUCCAGGACCAUGGUCUUGAUCCGAUUCCUUCUCGCUGGAAAGGAGAAUGCGUUGGAGGAGAAGACUUCCCGAAGUCUCUAUGCAACAAAAAAUUAAUCGGUGCUCGAUACUUCCGUUCCGAAGAAUUAAGCAACAUAUCAGCAAGAGACCAUCAUGGACAUGGCACUCACACUUCAUCAACCAUUGCGGGGCACACUGUUAAUAAUGCUUCUUUUCUUGGUUUUGCAAACGGUGAAGCAUCUGGGAUGGCAGAAAAAGCUAGACUUGCUGUAUACAAAGUUUGUUGGAAUGGAGGACAGUGUAUGGAAUCUGACAUUUUAGCUGGCUUGGACAAGGCUGUUGAAGAUGGAGUUGAUGUUAUCUCUAUUUCAUUAGGUUCUGGUCGGUCAGAACCAUAUUUUCUGGAUCCAAUCGCAAUUGGAUCGUUUGGUGCAAUGGAAAAAGGAGUUUUUGUUUCAGCUGCUGCAGGAAAUUCAGGUUUCCGAGCUGAAACUGUGGAUAAUGUAGCUCCGUGGAUGAUAACUGUUGGUGCUAGUACGAUUGACAGAAAGUUCCCUGCCGAUGUGGUUCUUGAAGAUGGAACAACUAUCACAGGGUCUUCUCUUUAUAAUGGAAAACAAUUGCCAAACAAGACGUACUUUCCAUUGAUCUAUGCUGGCAGUACUUGCAUGUAUGGGUCCUUAGGUCAAAAAUUGAUUCAUGGUAAGAUUGUGGUGUGUGAUCGUGGUGACAUAGGAUGUGUUGACCAGGGAAUUGCUGUGAAAAAAGCUGGCGGGGUUGGAAUGAUUGUUGCUAAUACAGAAUCAUCAGGUGAAGGUUUAAUAGCUGAUGCACACUUGUUUCCUGGUUUGGCCAUUACUUUAUCAGCUCGUGAAAAGGUUCUCAAUUACAUAAACUCUACCAAGAAUCCCCGAGCCACCAUGGUGUUUCACAAAACUCAAUUGGGGGCAAAACCAGCUCCAGUUGUUGCAGUAUUUUCAUCUCGCGGGCCAAAUCCGCAAUCAAUUUACAUUGUAAAACCUGACGUAAUUGCACCAGGAGUUGACAUUCUAGCUGCCUGGACGAAUGAUUCUUCACCAAGUGGUUGUCUUGAAGAUACAAGACGCGCUGAAUUCAAUAUAAUCUCUGGCACAUCGAUGUCGUGCCCGCAUGUUUCAGGCCUGGCAGCUCUUUUGAAAGCAGCCCAUCUCGAUUGGUCUCCAGCAAUGAUCAAAUCAGCUUUGAUGACUACAGCUUACACUCAGGAUGAAGAUGGUAAUCCUCUGCUAGACGAGAAAGAUCUUAACCAGACAAAUAUUUGGGCGAUGGGGGCUGGACAUGUGGAUCCUCAGAAAGCUUUAGACCCUGGUUUGGUUUAUGAUUUAACAGCUGAAGAUUACAUAGAUUUUCUCUGUGCAUCAAGUUAUAGCCUGGAUCAUAUCCAGAUGAUUACCAGGAGGUCAGUGAAUUGUAGUUUAAGCAAGAUAGAAAACCCAUGGGACCUGAAUUACCCAAUUAUUUCAAUUGCUUUUGAUGAUUCAAAAUCAUCCAAUUCAGAGGGUUUGGUGACAAGAACUGUGACUCAUGUAAGUGAAACUGCUUCAACCUACAAAGUGACCAUCAUCAAUCCUGAAGGUGUCACUGUGACAGUUGAUCCUGAAGAGUUGGAAUUCGAAGAGAAAGGUGAGAAACAAAGUUAUAAGGUUAAGAUUUCAAUUAAGGAAAUGGUUGUGACUGAUGAUAAAGUGACUAGCAAGGUAGGGAAAUUAGUUUGGACUGACGGGAAACAUAAUGUUACUUCUCCAAUUGUUGUUACAUGGACUGAAUUAGCCUAA
Messenger RNA from Pistacia vera, 3408 nucleotides. RefSeq names its product subtilisin-like protease SBT1.8. The record is from RefSeq and is a predicted model, not a curated record. The transcript has 4 exons. Bases 1 to 3408 code for a protein of 1135 amino acids. Gene Ontology annotation, molecular function: serine-type endopeptidase activity. Lineage: Eukaryota; Viridiplantae; Streptophyta; Magnoliopsida; Sapindales; Anacardiaceae. Gene Ontology annotation, biological process: proteolysis.